This is a messenger RNA of Anopheles aquasalis, 2616 nucleotides long. RefSeq names its product nuclear pore complex protein Nup50. Gene Ontology annotation, biological process: intracellular transport. Gene Ontology annotation, cellular component: nuclear pore. Lineage: Eukaryota; Metazoa; Arthropoda; Insecta; Diptera; Culicidae. The record is from RefSeq and is a predicted model, not a curated record.
CGCACGCAACGAUUUUUGGUGCGCAAGAUUAGCAAAAUACUGAAUAUCGGAUACCGGUAAAUACUCAUCAACCACUGGGGUACGAUGGCCAAACGAGGUCCACAGUCUGCGCUGAACCACCUGAACUGGGACGAGGAGGAAAAAACGGAGGAGGUCGGUGAGUUCGCAAAAGCCUCCGAGGAUGUUUUAAAACAGCGUGUCAUCAAGAAGGCACGGCGCCGCAUGGAUGGCCCGGCCGAUGCGGACAGUACAGCAGCCCCGGCCAGUUCUUCCAUUUUCGGAGCGUUCAAGGGAUUCGCCCCGGCACCGGCAGCCAAAUCGGAAGAUGCCGGCACGAACACCGCCCCCAAACCGUUCUCCUUUCUGGCCGGGUUGGCCACGGGCGCAGCGAAACCGAACGGGAACACCGCCGCCGCCGCCACCGCCGUGUCCUCGAGCGGGUCCUCCUUGACCUCUACGACGGCGAUGUUCUCCUUCGGAUCGAAUGCCGGCACCACGCUGGCGGAUGCGAGCAAAAAGUUUACUUUCGGAUCACCGGCCAGUCUGCAGUCGGCGGAUAAGGGAUCGUCGGAGACCGGUGCCGGUAGUAAGCCAUCGACGGGAUUUUCUUUUCUCUCGCCAAAAGCCGGCACGGAAAGCAGCAACAAAAACCUGUUCGGUAUGGUCUCUCCGUCCACGUUUUCAUUUGGCGCAGCUGCUGUCACGAAGGCAGACGCGGCCACCACUCCUUCGACCACUUCCGUGUCCUCGCCCGGUUCGGAGACGAAAUCCACGUUCAGCUUCGGAUCUGUUGGAGGUGCUAAGAAAGAUGAAACCGGAGUUAAACCGACAUUUUCCUUUGGUAGCAUACCAUCACCAACGGCGACAAAAGCUGCCGAUUCCAGCACUAAAUCCGAUCCACCGGCGUCGACAAAGGAUGACUCGAAGGCACCGGCAGAGAAGAAAGCGACGUACACGUUCGGAAUGCCCGCAGAUUCAAAGGAAAAUGUGCCACUGGCUGCGGCCAAACCAUCGUUCAGCUUCGGGACGGCCAAAGAAAGCAGCGCAGAAACCGUGAAGAAAAUGUUCAGUUUCAUGGACAACAAAGCGCCCGCCGGUGAUGCAGAUGCUUCCAAGAAGACCACAUUCUCCUUCGGCACGUUGCCGCAGAAGAAAGACGAUGGAGCGGAUGAUGGGAAAAAACCAUCCACCGGAUUCUCGUUCGGUACCUUACCGAAACCUGCCUCCAGUUCUGCGGACACAACCGAUGCGGCCGCCAAGAAGACUGUGUUCGGUGGAUUCGGCACCACGCCGACAAAGGAACCGGCCGGUUCGGUGGAGGGAACCAAGAAAACGUUUUCAUUCGGAUCACUUCCUCCCAAGGAACCACCGUCACCCGUGGCAACGAAGAGUAGCCCAUUCGGUGGAUUCGCCGGGACUACGUUCGGUGCAAAGCCAGCUACGACUGACAAGAGCAAAGAGGACGAAUUUAAAAGCCACGUCGUUUCACUGAACAAAUGCUUCGUUACUUGGAUUACGCAAAAUGUUGAAAAAAAUCCGUUCUGCAAGCUGCACCUAGUGUUCCGGGACUAUGAGAAGCACUUUGCGAAGCUGGAAGGUGACAAAGCCCCAUCAACGACCUCCAUCAGCAGCAGCACCAUCUCAAAAUCCGAUGCUAAACCUGCAGAGCAAAAGGAUAAGGCGGAGGAAAAGAAAAAGGAAGAAGCUACUAUCGACAAACCCAAGGAGGUGGCGAAACCAAUGUUCUCCUUCGGUAGCCUGCCCAAGGAACCAUUGGCAAAGGUAUCGGCGCCUGCACCGGGAGGAUUCACGUUUGGCGCCUCCAAACCAUUCAGCUUCGGAAGCCCUCUGGGAGGGAUAGGUUCAACAACUGCAGCCAGCAACCGACCCACUACCAGUACGCCCGCGUCCACUUUCUCCUCAUCGUUCUUUGCGGGCGCUUCCACGUUCGCUAGCAAACCGGCCGCUACCACCGGAUUUACCUUCGGUAACGUUGCCCCACCCGCGGCAACCGAGAGCAAGCCAGCGGAAGGGGGAGAUGGUGGUGAAGACGCGGAUGAUGAACCGCCAAAGGUGGAGUUUACACCGGUCGAAGAGAAGGACAGCGUGUACUCGAAACGCUGUAAGCUGUUCGUGAAAGUCGGUGGAAACUACUCGGACCGGGGCAUCGGAACGGUACAUAUCAAGCUGGUCGACACCAAGGUGCAGGUGCUCGUGCGAGCCGACACUAGUCUCGGGAAUGUGCUGCUCAACAUCAUCCUCAACGAGUCGAUUCCGCUGCAGCGUAUGGGUAAGAACAACGUCAUGAUGAUCUGCCUGCCGACGCCGGAUUCGAAACCGCCGCCAACUUCGGUGCUGCUGCGGGUGAAGACGGCCGAAGAAGCGGACGAACUGUUUGAAACGCUGAAAAAACAUAAAUCCAAGUAAGCCGCCGCCGUUGGCGUUAUUCUGCGCAGGACGAAUGAAGCGUGACCUUAGUGUGGCCAGCAGACGAGUCGAAUUAUCUUUUCAUUUUAGCAUCAUAACCGGAUUGUGAACGGAGAGAAUGGCAAUGGCAUGUGGAUUAACGAUCGGAAACCAAUAAAACGGAGCGAAAUUUACUCUUAAAGAACGAAA